Molecule: messenger RNA, 1727 nt
Organism: Symbiodinium sp. CCMP2592
Lineage: Eukaryota; Dinophyceae; Suessiales; Symbiodiniaceae
Source: the annotation of a GenBank genome assembly
GUCAAGACUCGAAGUUCGCGGACCUCGUCGCCAAAGGCGGCGGCGGUGGCGGAAGCGACGGAACCAAGAAGGGAAAAAAUGGCGGCAGCGGUGGCGGUGGCAAAUACGGCAAGGACGGAGGCACGGCCACGCAGCCCACGCAGAGUGGCGACUCCGGCGCCUACGGCAGUGGCCACGCUGGCGGUUUCGGUACCAAAGACACCUGGAAUGCUGGAGGUGGAGGAGGUGCCGGAAGUAAGGGAACCAAGGGCACGAACUCUGUCUGCGGCAAUGGUGGUGCCGGCAAGGAGAUCUGCAUCACCGGCACCUGCGUGAUGUAUGCAGGCGGUGGCGGCGGUGGUUCCCACGAUCCGGCGUGCAGCUCCGGCGGUAAGGGUGGUGACGGUGGCGGCGGCGGUUGCGGAACACCCGGGGGCAAGAACCCUGGUCAGGCUGGCCGCAACGGCCUGGGCGGUGGUGGCGGAGGUGGAUCCACGAACCACCACCACGGAGGUAAAGGUGGCAACGGAGGCAAGGGCAUCGUGAUUCUGAAGAAGAACGUCCCUGGACCUGCCAGCUGGACCUUCACGGAGGACAGCACCUGGACCGCGACCUUCAGUGGGUGUGCCAAGAUCUUGGUGGUUGCCGGUGGUGGUGGUGGCGGUGGCCGCUCCGGUGGCGGUGGUGCCGGUGGUGGUUUGGUCGCGAUGGACUGCUUCAAGGUCACCAAGGGCACCCCCUACACCGUCAAGGUGGGUGCCGGCGGCGCCGGUGGAAGCGGGAGCGGAGGGGACGGCAAGGCCGGCAAGGACUCGAAGUUCGGCGAGUUGGUGGCAAAGGGUGGUGGUGGCGGAGGCAGCGACACGCAAAAGAAGGGCUACGAUGGAGGAAGCGGCGGCGGCGGCAAGUAUGGCAAAGCUGGCGGGCAGGCCGUGCAGAACUCGCAAUCGGGGAAGUCCGGGAAGUUCGGCUUCGGACACAAGGGUGGAUCUGGCACCAAAGACACCUGGAAUGCGGGAGGAGGAGGUGGCGCAGGUGAGGUCGGUGAAUCUGGCACUAGCAGCCACUGCGGCGAUGGCGGAAAGGGCAAAGAGAUCUGCAUCCUCGGAACGUGCGACUUCUAUGCGGCUGGCGGUGGGGGUGGCUCCCACAAUCCCAAGUGCUCCUCCGGGGGACAAGGUGGAGAAGGCGGCGGUGGCGACUGCGGCACACCCGGGGGCAAGAACCCAGGAAAACACGGCGAGGACGGGAAGGGCUCCGGCGGUGGCGGUGGCUCCACAACCAGCAGCAGCGGGGGAAAGGGCGGCAACGGUGGCAAGGGAAUCGUCAUCAUUGAGAAGCAGAAGCACAAGGCCGAAGCCGACGAGCCGUUGUCCACAUUGGCCGAGAACAACUUCAACGACCGAGGAAAUUCCGGCCUCGACACGAGCAAGACGUAUGAAUACACCCUCAGCAACGGCUACAAGUGCGCUCUCAAGGGCUGGACCCACACGCGCGGCUACGCCAAGGGCUUCCUUCGCAACACAGGCGGCAAGCCGACGGCUGUUGUCUCUGGCUUGACGGCGGGCCAGCUUUAUGCAUGGAAGGUCUACCAGUUCGCGUCCAACUUACGAAAAAGCACUGCAAAAGGUAAGAUCACCUUCGAGUUCGAGAGGACAUCGCAUCACGUCCAUCUCUCCGGAAUUGCCCUGGGCAAGGUGGGUGCGGAGGCGGGGCACAGGCAAGGUGCAUUAUGGUAUCGUAACUGA